UGAUACGGGCCUUUAUCAGCACGAUCAUUGCACGUCACCUACACAGGACAACCCAUCGCACAGUUGACACCCUUGUCGCUUUCCGUUAUCGUUGUCGCCGUCUUCACCAUUUCAUAACGUGGUGGUAAUCGCGGCAAGAAGAAGGACAACUAUCAAGGGGACACACCUAUGCCCAUCAAGAAAGGAUGUCAUGUGGUGAAAUACAAGAAGGUUUUUGCAGAGGGUCCUUCGAAGGGAAGUGGUACGAGGGAUGACGAAUGGGUUACGGAUUUCGAUGGCGCCGGUGAUGACGAGGACGUCGUGUCAGGCAAUGAAGUGGAAGCCGUCAGACAAGCGUCAGUGCAUGCACAAGGGGCGCUGCAAAUUAAUCAGUCGCGACCUCAGACUGCUUCCCAACCCCGUGGCGGGGAGGGGGUUCGCAAGGCUGAUAUCGUCAUCGAUGUCGACGCUGGUCAUGUGGCGAGGGAGGUCCAAGUGAAGGUAGCUCCGCAGACGUCGCUCGUUGGGGGGAGCAAUGAGAGGACACGUGUGACUGCGCUGCCUGAGGGGAAAGAUUCUGAACGGAUCCAAUCACCCCCAGCCACACCACAUGGCCAAACAGUUCCGGAGGCGGGAGGGGUUGCAAAUGUGGUGGUGCAAGGAAGCGUCCGGGGUCCAAAGCGACAAAACUUGGUGGACACGCAUGGCAGUACAGUGGCAGGAUCUUCAAGAACGGUGGUGGGUGCAGCGGCCGUGAAGAGUCAUGGGAUGGCGAUGACGACGAGCUGUUGGUUAACAGGGAGCGGAAGGGCAAUGCACGUGAUGGGAUCAAAGUUGAGAAGAAGUUGUGGGUGGACGACAUUAUGAAGCAUUGUUGUAUUUGCUGGUCAUCGCUAGGGGAGUCCCCACUCCCGGCAUCCGUCGAAGUAUAACCCUCCUUCACUCAAGCAUCCCACAACA
Molecule: messenger RNA, 939 nt
Organism: Chara braunii
Lineage: Eukaryota; Viridiplantae; Streptophyta; Charophyceae; Charales; Characeae
Source: the annotation of a GenBank genome assembly